UUUACAAGAUUAUUAGCGUGUGUCGUGAUCAACAAAAUACGUGCCACUGCAUACUUAUUCUUAAUUCAAAUUUUGAACUUUGUACCUACUCAAUUAAUUAAUAUUUUCUAUAUAUCAAUUAUUUUACUAUAUAAAUAUAAGUCAUGAUGAAUUUUACUAAAUCAUUAAACCUACUUCGACCUAUUCAACGGUAUUGUACAUCUAUAAAAAUGUACUCAAGUAAAGUACCUCAGUUCGAGACCCUAGCGGUGUCAGUUCCAAAGAAAUAUGUGUACCAUGUUGAAAUGAAUAGACCACAACAAAUAAACACUUUUACACCAGUUAUGUGGCGAGAACUAAAUGAUUGCUUUUCAUCUCUUAGUGCAAAUCCUGAGUGUAGAGUAGUGGUGUUGUCUGGAAGAGGGAAACAUUUUACUGGUGGUAUAGACUUCAACAGCCUCAUAGAGAUGGAAAGUCAAACGCAAAAUGUAGACGAUGUUGCCAGAAGGGCGAGAAGUUUUGAAAAGCUUAUAACAAAUUGCCAGGCAGGUAUUACUGCAAUUGAAGACUGCGUGAAGCCAGUACUGAGCAUGAUCCACAGUGCUUGUGUUGGUGCUGGUGUAGACCUGGUGACAGCAGCCGACAUGAGGUAUUGCACUGAAGAUUCGUGGUUUCAAGUAAAAGAGGUGGACCUUGGGCUGGCUGCCGACGUUGGAACCUUACAGCGUUUGCCAAAGGUGGUCGGUAAUACGUCUGUUGCAAGAGAACUUUGCUUCACAGCAAGAAAAUUGCUUAGCAAAGAAGCGCUUGAAAUCGGCUUAGUUAGCAAGGUGUUUCCUGAUAAAGAAAGUGGUCUUCAACACGUUAUGGAGAUAGCAGAGACAAUAGCGAAGAAGAGUCCAAUUGCGGUGCAGAAUACUAAAAUAUCACUUGUUUAUUCCCAAAGUCGACCAAACAAGCAAGGACUGGAACAUAUUAGUUUGAUAAAUCAGAUAUCACUGCAGAGUGAAGAUUUGAAGAAGGCAGCCAUUGCUCAAGCUACUAAGACUGAAACUGAAUUUGAUUUGCAUUAAAAUAUAUUAAAUAAUAUAUGUUUAAUGUUAGAGUAUUUUGUAUGUAUAAGACGGCGUCCAUUAAUUACUUGCGGCAUUUUUGAGAAUUUUUUGAUAAGCCCUCGGUGAGAUAUCGUAAAAUUUUCUUCAACUUUCUCCCCCGGCAUCCUCUAAUCUCACGCGAUAUUCUUAAAAAUUUAUGUUUUGGCUGUUCUAUUACUUUUAUUGAGUAUUUGUGAAUAUUACAGUAAUUUAAAAUCACAAUCAUGAAUAUUAAACAAAAAUUAAGAUAAUAUUAAUUUAGUUCAAUCAAUAGAGACCCGUACAUAUUUUACAGCUUUUUUCCCCCCCAUUCCGCAUAAGUGAGAUUUAGAAAGAUUUAGCUUCGAUUCCCCCCCUUGAACACUUCACGUAAUUAAUGGACGCACCGUAAUGUCAUGUAAGUGAAAUUAAAAAAGGAAUAUAUUAUUUUUAUAGUAUUUACAGAUAAUAUAUUGUUAAAAUAUAUAAUGAUUUAUUAAUGAAUUAUGGAAUAGAUUCUCAUUGGUGUGUGAUGAAAUAAAACUCAGGCUUAGAGUGUAAUACAUCAUAAUAAAUUGUGUAUAACAA
Leptidea sinapis is the source of this 1640-nucleotide messenger RNA. RefSeq names its product delta(3,5)-Delta(2,4)-dienoyl-CoA isomerase, mitochondrial. Gene Ontology annotation, cellular component: mitochondrion. Gene Ontology annotation, molecular function: delta(3,5)-delta(2,4)-dienoyl-CoA isomerase activity. Lineage: Eukaryota; Metazoa; Arthropoda; Insecta; Lepidoptera; Pieridae. The transcript is spliced from 9 exons. The coding region runs from base 144 to 1052 and encodes 302 amino acids. The record is from RefSeq and is a predicted model, not a curated record.